CUAGUGUUCAAAACAGAAGGCAAAAUGGCAGAAGACAGUGACGAAGAAGAGAGAUUAAGUUUGGAGGAUGAGUUUCAGUGGUUACUUAAGGAGGAGGUUCAUCCAGUGUUACAACAAUUGCAACAGUUACUCAAGGAAAACACACGAAGAUUCAACAUUCCCAUUUCAGUUGGACUAGCCAAGUUAAUUAAGCCAGAGACCUUUGUUCUUUCAAGCUCCAAUGGAGCUGACUAUGCUAAAGGAGUAGUGACGUUAGUUGCCGAUAACAUCUGCCGUGCAGAGCUAACAUUACGAAUGCACAGAAAUGCAAACCAGGUGGCAAAGACAUCCAUUCGAGAAGAUAUUCCAUGGAAACUUCAGCAGGUACAAGAUGCUGGUAAUCAUUUGUACACAGCAUUGGAUGCUGUCUGCAGGAUGGACCUAGAUUAUGAGUUCAGAACAGGCAGCGAGGUUACAAAGUUGAUGGACGAGGUGAUGAAUCAGCUAAAGAAAGGCAGACAUCAACUCCUCAAUCCCAUCCACCCAACACUGCAUGAUCUGUACUUCAGCAAAUGCUUGAAAGCAUUCAACCCACCCUUGCCAAAUGAGGUACUUAUAGAUUUUUAUGUCCAAGGCAACAAGCUUAAUAUGUGUGCCUACUUCUUACAUCCAGUGCAUGCCACCAGAACACCGAGUAAGCAUUCAGCUGUAGCAGUUGAGAGGAACCCUGCCAACACAUUGGAAUUGGGCCCACUGAAGUAUGAAGUGACUGGCCAGUACACAGUGAACUGUGCUGUCCCCUGGCUGGGAGAAGCCCUGACGCUGUUCACAGUGGCCCUUCAGACUUGCCAAGAACUUAAGAACAAGUUUCUCAUCCGCUCACUUUGACAUUUGCUUCAAACUUUCCCUCUAAUAUUUUCACCCAGAUCACCACUGAAAGUCCUCAUCUCACAAUAUUAACCUGUACAUCUAUUACACUGUCAAAAAUGCUCAUUUACUCUCUGCCAUCUCUGAUUGCGGCUCCAUAAUCAUGUGAUUCAGGAAUAGACCUCAGUACUGAUGACACUACACUUUGUUGACGCAUUUGUGCCUUCCUAUGCUGCUCAGUGGACUGGGCCCCCCCCCACUGGCUCCGCAAAGAAGUGCACAUGUAAAGCAGCGUCACAUCAUCAGUAUGUAGGCCUAGAAGCUUAGCGUUCCUUAAACCUUCCAAUUUGAAUUGCAAAACACUUGUCUCUUGAGAGAGCCAAUUUCAGUCUGCCAAUGUCCUCGCUACGUGUGCAUAUGAAUUGAUACCUAUCAUGCAUCCCGGGAGAGAUUUGGACAGAGGUCUGUCAAAUUUAUACAUAUAUUAUGCACACUUUAUAUUAUGCACGCUUAUUAAAAAAAGAUAAAUUAAUAAAACCAAACAACCUUGAGAAGUUAAUGACUGGACAGAGCGUAAAAAGACUCAGGUCUUUUGGGCCAGGUCUGGGUGAUGUUCCCCAAAUAUUCUGAUUUGGAUGCAAAAGAGGCUGUAUUUACUUUUAUUGACAAUACAUGUGCUAUUAAUAUUUUAGAUAUCUGUCUAUAACACAGACUCUGACUUGAAUUUGUAUGUGAUUUCAGACAAAGUAGUCUGUCAGUUGCAGGAAAUCUCUACUGGAGUGUGCUUCAAAUUUUAUUUCACAAUUUUAUGAUCUGAAUUAAAUCUGAGUUCAGGUUUUUAGCUUGAUUUGUUAUAAUUGAAGGUUUUGAAAGACCAACCACAUCACAGAAUGCUGAUGUGCCUAGUUCAAACAUAGCUUUCUGGGCAAUUCCACAUAAAGUUGAAAAUUUAGCCACAUUAAUUACCAACCUUCUCAUCAUCUAAGUAAGUCUGAAACUAAACAGAUUUUUUCUAAGAAAAGAUGGUAGAAACAAGUAGUACCAAGAUCUUUAAUGCCACUGUUAUUGCAUUGUUAAACUUCUUUUUUGUGAAUUGUUAUAGAGCAAGACCAAAUUUCCACUUUUGCAUGGAAAUCCCUUUCCUUAGAAACAAACUUCCAAGAAUUUGCUCACUUCCAUCUUCCUAAACUCGUCUGUAUCCCACAAAUUUAUUUGGAAGUCUUUUCUAUUCAUGGUUCAUCUUUCAUUAGUUUAGUCUUGUGGUUCAUUGAUUUCUUGUCUUCCUCACCAGAGUCCCUGUAGGGAUUGUAUUCCUCUGCCAGUUUGUAUUCAUACAUGUACAUCAACCAAAGAAAAAAAAAGACAAAAAUCACUAAAUCACUUUUAAAAUCACUUCACAAGUGAGUCUCUGGCAUAUAUGUGCCAAAUAAUGCAAGUUUGAUUUACAUAAGAAGAAGCUCUAAUUUCUAAAUCAGCCCUUUGAAUUCCUAGCUUUUGUUAGUGCCAAAAAGAUCUUUAUAAAAUCAUUAUUUUUAUAUCAGAGAGGUUCAGGCAGUUGAUAUUUUUUGAGAUGCCAAAACUUGACUUGAAUAGUUUGUGAAAUGGAGUUGAAAGGCAUUGACACAAGAUUUUUCACAGUGUCAAAGGGAGUAAUACACCUUUCUAUCCUAUCUCCCCAUAGUUGAUUCACGGUACACUUGUUUUACUCCGCCUCAUGCACACUUCUGCAUUGGGUUACAUGGUGUGUUCAUGCACAGACAUUUGAGCAAACAGUGCCCAAUGUUUUUGCAUCUACAUGUAAUUUGCUCAAUCUGCAUAGCGGGUACCUGGUAGAUAAAGGCUGCUUCUCUGCAUGCCUGGGCAAACCAGAUAGUGAGCAAUGGGCAAGGUAAUGGAUGUGUAUGAGGUGAUGGAUUGAGGGAAUAAAAGUAGGCUUUAUAUUCGCCAUUUCAAACUGUAGUAUGGUUCAAACCGGAUUGGGGCCAUGCAUGCCGGGGAUGAAGGGGAUAGGUUAUCUUUUGUCAGUUGCCAAGGUAACAGCUCAACACUGAAGGCACUCAACUUCAUCCCAGUGCUCUUACAUUGGACCAGCCAACUAGUAACCAGCACCAUGGCAACUGACAUCACACUUUGGUGCUCCAUGGUCUGAGCCCAAGAUGAAGUCCAUUAUUCAUAUCAGGCCAUAAACACCAAGCCGCUUUUUCGUACACGUGUUUAAAACUGCUCCAGCCCACUUUUAUUCCCAUUCAUAAAUACAGGGUACUUUGUUUUUGUAAAUGUCCAGGCAAAGUUGAAAAAUUAUAUUUUUCAAUAACUCCUUUCAUCAGUUUUAACUUUCGUUUUGUGAAACAUCCCUCUAGCUACAUCUGUGCUAUGUGCUUCUUGUGCGCAGUGCUUAAUCUCCUUAUAUGGAAACGAACACCCAACGCACACUGUGAUUUGACUCUAUGAAAUAUUAACUCACUGAUUAUAUUGCCUAUGCCUGUGACAGUCAGUGAUUGUCAUGGUAAGGGUUACAGUCUAUUAAAUCUGGGUCAAAAUGGCAAAUGAUUUCUUAACCAUUGGUUGUUAUAUAAACAGAUAAAAACCACCCACCUGACAGGCUCUCAUCCAACAGGAAUGGGUAACCUGUCUGAGGUGUAUGUGAAUGGCUAUUCAUUAAUAACUAAGACAGUUUGGCCAUUCCUAUUGAUCGAGAGCCUCUCACAAGCCAGUCUUAAACCAGUGAUAAAGCACUGGCUGCCUCAUCGCAUUCUGCGCCACCUCAGGCAGUCCGAGCAGCACUCUUGCCAAUCUCCAUUUAAGGAGAAUGGGAAACAACUACUUGUGACAGGCACAUGCCAUUGCAGGACUAGAGGGGUGUUAAAAACAAGUAAAGUUGUUGAACAAAGUUGUUGGAGUUUUAACUUAAACUGACUGUCCGAAUAAAAGUAUUUAUGAAUGGGAACAAAUAUGUGCUUUGCUGGUCUUAUACUAAUGUUGAUAAUGCCCUCACCUGUGGCUCGAGCAUUAGUCCUGUCCACUUUCCUGAGCCAUUUUUUAAUGAUGUUUAAGACCAGCCAAGCACUGAGAUCUUGGCUUAUCAAUUAUCUUUGGGUCCUUGAGCUUCCUCAUUGACUAUCUCAGUGCACCAUCUAACCCAUUGCUUUCUUGCUUCUCCCACUUGUCACAUCUUACCCCUCUGUCUUGUAUUCCCACCUCUGCAUUUGUUCAAUCAUCCAUCUUACAACCUUCUUUGUCGUCCACUCCUGCUUGUCCUGACAACCUAACAUUUCAUACAUGUAUCCCCUCAUUUCCCAUUGUGCCAAAUUUCUUUUUGAUCCUAAAUGUACCUCCACUCCCUUUGUCUGUGAUACAACACAUGCUCUUCUGUUUUUCUCUGUAUUUGUGCUUGUACCCUCUAUUGUCUACACAAUGACACAAUGUCUACACAAUGACACACAUUUUCUGCAACUGUUGGAUUAUGCACAACUGGUCAAUUUGUGAAAUGCUUUAUGUGGUCACUUGUUCUUGUAUCUGGUGUUGUUGGUUCCCGGCUGCCGGACAAUUGAUGCCAUGGUUAAUCAAUUAUAUUAAACUGGUCAAAUAACUGCUAACCCGUUCACCACCCCAACCGACUGGAUCCAUUUCCUUGUAUUCUUGGUUAUGCAUCCCUCUUUGUCACCAUGCCUGUAUGUGAUGAUCUUCAUCUUUGCCUCUCAACUGUGUGUCUUCCAAUGCUCCCAUGUGCCAUGCUGUCUGUCCAUCACACUUAUCAUUUCACCCUUCACCCCCUUCCUGUUACAUCCUUGGCACUUUCCUCUAUUGCUGGUUUGCAUGCUUCCUUUGCAUUUUGUCUCCCCCCCCCACUGUUGACCCCCACCCACCCACAAUUUGUCUCAACACUAGAUUGAGGUGUUUUCAACUUUCCACAUCGAUGAGGCAAAACCAAGAGAUGUCGGUUAGAAGAGCAGUACUGCAGCACUUGCGCCUCCUGUCAGGCUCAAAUUUUUGUAGCAAGUUUUCUCAGUGAGAAUAGUGUACGUGUAAUUUUGAUCAUGAAAUAAUAUCAAGUAUCUGUUAAUUAUAGAUUCGUGUUGUUUCAGUCACAUUCUGUGUCAAUGAAAGAAAAGUAAUGUACCAGUAGGACCAUGACAAAUGUGCUUCCCAAUCCAUUCGUAGGAUAUUUAUCUGUCAUGCAGACCAAUUUUCUGAUUGCAACCGCAGUGUUUUUGACCAAAGAGACACAUGUAACGCUCACCGUGUCCAUUCAAACAAAUGGAAUCUUCAUGUAAUCGCCAUCUUGGCAGUAACUUGUUUGAAACGUGUAUUAAAAGUCAUACACUUUAUACAUAACUCGCAAUUGUCUUUGAAAUUUAAGGGACAAAUAAUUGAAUUUUUUGCAAUAUACCAAUUUUAAGGACAGGUUGUAUCAAUUUGUAUGAAAACAAGACAGGCGUUUUAGAUUUAAAAUUUAAAUGUUAUCAAAAGUGUGUUUGUAUUCUGUGUUUAAGAGUGGCACUUGGACUUAUCAAACCAGAUAGUCUCCUGCAAUGAUUGCAGUUUUCAAAUGAACCCGUAUGAAAACGGCCAACUCUUAAUACUUUGAGUGGAAUGCCGUUCAUAGUAAACAGGCUCAUGUAAGACACUUUGAUGGCGGCAAGCAGAUCAAAAAUUAUGAAUUACUCUGAAAGUGGUCCGGUAAUGUUUCCUGCCACUUUGAAUUCACUCAUCCUGGGGGAUUUGCUGGAAUCUGCAUUGUAUCUUUAGAGCCAAUGUGAAGUUCAAUUUCAGUUUAGUAUGGAGAUGAUGGGUUUGGCGGAUUGACAGCAUAAGGAAGACAGUUACGGUAUUUACAUGCUGACUGCACCACAUCUCGGAAUUUUCUAUUUAAUUACCAUAAAUUUGCAUUUUGGAUUGAUGUUUUGUUAUUGAAGGCCAGAAUAAUGUGGAGAUUAUAUAGAUGUAAAUACACAAAUAAAUGGAGAGAUUUAAUUAACUGUUUAUAUCAAAACUCAAAAACUAUAUAGCAUAAUGUUUAAGUACAUGUACAUAUGAAUUUUACGGAGCUCUAGAAAGGCCAUCUGACUUGUUGAGAUCCUGACAUAUUUUUCUUGGGAGGACGACAUCCUACAGGCAAGAUAUAAAUAUCCUAUGAUAAUUUAUCACAGAAUGACGACAUUGUUGAAGUUGGAUGACGACAUCCUGAGAUAAAUUAUGUAAAGCAGACACCGCACUUGCUGGAUGUCGUCAUCACAUAAUAAUAUAUCUCAGAAUGUCUUCAUUAAACCUUAACGAUGUCAUCAUCUCAUGAUAAAUUAUCUCAGGAUGUCGACAUUUUGCCUGUCUUAUGUUGUCAUCCAGCGAAAAAAAUCUCAGGAUCUUAUCAAGUCGGAUGGCACUUUUAGAGCUCCGUAGCAUUUGAAUGUUUUAGAGCAUCUUUGUAUUGUCAUUAAGUCUGUGGCAGCUGACAUGUGUCCUUAGGUACAGAAUCACCCUUCUUUGCUUUUUACCACCACAUGUUUAUUUUGUGUAAGCUGUCAGAAUUCCUGUUGAAAGGGGUUCACACCACGAAAAAUGUCCUAUGUGAACUGUUUACAGAAGCCACCCAGUGCACAUAUUAUAAAUCAUUGAUUGUGAUUUAUUGUAAAUUAAAGUUGAACUAAGCGUGCUCAUUUACAUCGA
This is a messenger RNA of Acanthaster planci (crown-of-thorns starfish), 6510 nucleotides long. It is a transcript of the gene rogdi, whose product is annotated as rogdi atypical leucine zipper. Gene Ontology annotation, cellular component: RAVE complex. The record is from RefSeq and is a predicted model, not a curated record. NCBI's taxonomy places the organism in Eukaryota, Metazoa, Echinodermata, Asteroidea, Valvatida, Acanthasteridae.